AUGCUGCACCCAGUGGCACCAAUACCCACCCUGAUCCCCCGUGGAGGCUCCUCCCUCAGCUCUGGGGACCCUCAUAUAGCAGAGAGAGCUCAGCAGCACCCACAUCACUGCCAGAGAGCUGAGACGCUGCGAAGCGCUGGGAUGAUGAAGGCCUUCAUCCUCUUCCUCGGGGUGGGAAUGGCCUUGGGCUCCCUAUACACGGACCCCGACUCCUGCAGGGGACGCUGCGAGGAACCCUACAGCCACGAGGAUGAGUGCCACUGCGACUCCGACUGCUGGAGCCGCAACAGCUGCUGCUGGGAUUACCUGGAGCACUGCAGGGCGGGUGAGGAAGCGGUGCACAGACGUGGUGAAGAGCACUUCUCCAGCAGCCACGAUGCCAUCAGCGAUGAGGAGCUGCUCCACGUUUCCGAGCAGCUCUACGGGGCGGAUCACAACAAGGCUCAACCCAACGACAUCACCAUCAACCCACAGCACCGGGCUGCCCCCGACCAAACGGGGCUCCAGGAGGAUCGCUCCCCUGAGCCGCUCUAUGCAUACGUCAACGAGAAGCUCUUCUCCAAACCCACCUACGCCAGCUUCAUCCGUUUGCUGGACAACUACCAGAGGGCGACGGGCCGUGAGGAGGAGGUGACGGCCGAGGAGCUGCAGGAGCAGAACGUCUUCCUCCAGGAGGUGAUGAAGACGGAGCUCAUGAAGAAACUUUUUGCUUUCCUCCAUAAAAAAAAUCGUUACGGAUCCGAGGAGGAAUUCCUGCAGGAUCUGAAGGAGAUGUGGUUUGGGCUCUACUCCCGAGGUGAUGGAGAGAAGGAUUCCAGCGGCUUCGAGCAUGUCUUCUCAGGGGAGAUUAAAAAAGGGAAAGUGAGUGGAUUUCACAACUGGAUCCGCUUCUACCUCCUGGAAAAGCAGGGACUGGUCAACUACUUCAGCCACAACUUCGACGGGCCGUGGGACACCUACCCAGAUGUACUGGGGCUGCAGUUCAGCUGGGACGGCUUCUACAAGGAGGUGGGCUCCGCAUUCAUCGGCUGCAGCCCCGAGUUUGAAUUUGGCAUCUACACGUUGUGCUUCAUUGCCCGACCUGGGAGGGCAUGUCACCUGAGCUUGGGUGGCCACGGCGUCAGCAUCCAGACCUACACCUGGACCAAGUCCACCUACGGCUAUGGCAAGAAAUACAUCGCCACAGCCUAUGUCAUCUCACCCUGA
Messenger RNA from Phasianus colchicus (ring-necked pheasant), 1206 nucleotides. NCBI's taxonomy places the organism in Eukaryota, Metazoa, Chordata, Aves, Galliformes, Phasianidae. The record is from RefSeq and is a predicted model, not a curated record.